AUGUUUCCACUUUUAAACGACGCUGCUAUCGAAGAGAUGCUUUAUGACUCUGGGGACGAGGGCGAUGACAAGGACGAAAUCGAUACGGACUACUUUAUUGAAGAAAACCCCGAACAUACAAGUUCCUCUUCUUCUGAUGAAGGCGAAGAAAAUGAUGACGAUAACAUACCUUUGAGUAUGCUAUCAGGAUGGCAGAGGAAGCCCUUCAAUGGCAAACCUCUUCCAGAAGAUGCUGUUCGUGACCCAGGAGAUAUUAAAACCCCAUACGAAUAUUUCGAGCGCUAUUUUACUGACGAGCUCAUGGAACAGAUGGCUUUGACCACAAAUCAAUAUUAUAUGGCCAAUACUGGUAUACAAAUGAAACCUGUUUGUUCUUUACUAGAUAUAAAGAAGUUUUUCGGAAUACAUGCCAUUGUUGGGUGA
This is a messenger RNA of Parnassius apollo (apollo), 423 nucleotides long. The record is from the annotation of a GenBank genome assembly. Lineage: Eukaryota; Metazoa; Arthropoda; Insecta; Lepidoptera; Papilionidae.